Molecule: messenger RNA, 2999 nt
Organism: Musa acuminata AAA Group (dessert banana)
Lineage: Eukaryota; Viridiplantae; Streptophyta; Magnoliopsida; Zingiberales; Musaceae
Product: putative 1-phosphatidylinositol-3-phosphate 5-kinase FAB1C
Exons: 7
Coding region: 130-2703 (857 amino acids)
Biological process (GO): phosphatidylinositol phosphate biosynthetic process
Cellular component (GO): endosome membrane
Molecular function (GO): 1-phosphatidylinositol-3-phosphate 5-kinase activity
Source: RefSeq, a predicted model, not a curated record
UUUGAUAAGCCUUUGGGGAGAUAUCUUCGUGAUGACUUGUUUGACGAGACAAAUUAUUGUAAAUUCUGUAAAGAGCCAACAGAAGCCCAUGUUAGGUGUUAUACUCACCAGCAGGGCAGCCUUACUAUUAUGGUCAGGAGACUUCCUUCGAUGGAGUUACCUGGUGAACAUGAUGGAAGGAUUUGGAUGUGGCAUCGAUGCCUCAAGUGUGAAAAAGAUGAGGAUGGAGUUCCACCAGCUGCACGCAGAGUAAUUAUGUCAGAUGCUGCAUGGGGGCUCUCUUUUGGGAAAUUCUUGGAGCUUAGCUUUUCAAGUCAUGCAACUGCUAACCGUAUUGCAACUUGUGGUCACUCUCUACAAAGAGACUGCCUUCGUUUUUAUGGGUUUGGCAGCAUGGUUGCGUUCUUUCGCUAUUCUCCUGUAGAUAUUUUAUCUGUUUGCUUGCCACCAUCACUUCUGGAUUUCACUUGCCAGAUUCAGCAAGAAUGGUUGAGACAGGAGGCAAUUUUGGUAUCCAACAAAAUAAAUAUCUUGCAUGGUAAGAUAUCUGAUGUUCUCCAUGUGAUUGAGAGGAAGAUUACGACAUUAAAGGAUAAACCUUUAGAAGCAAGCAUCUAUAGACACAUUAUCAAGCUGAAGGGUUUGUUAAAAAUGGAAAGACAUGAGUAUGAUCUCUUGCUUCAACCAGUUAUGGUGGGGAAUAUUCAACCCUUUCAGGAAACAUUUGAUAUCUUAGAUCUCAAUCGGCUGAGACGUGCACUUCUACUUGAUUCUUACAUAUGGGAUCGUCGACUCUAUUCAUUAGACUUGUUGUCCAAAGAAAAAAGUUGUACCAUAAUUGAUUCACGACUUACGAAUUUUUCACCUCAAACCAAUCUGAGAGAACAGAGGGAAGAAAUACCUAGGAAAGGUAGAACAUUUGAGGACUUAGCUGGAUAUGUUACUGCAAAGUCAUCGCCCCUUUUAGGAACUGAUAAAUCAAGUUUUUCAAAGCAGCAUGAAGAACUUAGCUUCCAGGUUUUGGAGUGUAAUACAAACAUGGUUGAAACUGACUUGUCCAUUGAGGACUGUUCAAGCUCAGCAGGUUUUAACUCUGUGUUUGUUCAAUAUGAUGACUGGGAUGAUACAUCAAUCUCUGGUGAGUCUAAUCUCUCAGACAAAAUUGAUUUGGCAUGGAGUGGUUCAGGUCAGUUAGUGAUGGAUCAACCGAAAGGUAGUUCAGAAGCUGAUGCAUUAGUAAUUUUGAUGGAUUCUCCAUGCUACAGGAAGGUGAAAUCCCCAUUAAGAGUAUAUUCAUUUGACUCUGCUUUAAGGUUCCGUAAAAGAAUACACGGUGGUUUUCUUCCUGCUUCAUUGCAUAUACCUUCAGUAAAAUCAUUUGAUUCCUCUGGCGAUCUUGCAAGCAUGGUAAGGGACCCAAUUACAAGCAUGAGAAGAGCUUACUCACAAAAUUCUCCUAGGUUAGUUCAGAGAUUGGAUGAUCUUCUCAAUCACAAACCUGUACAUAUCUCACCAGUGUUGGAAAAGAUGACUGACAGGGCACGGUUACUUCUACCUCAAAAUGCUCUUGAUGAUAUUGUUAUUGCAGUUUAUGAUGAUGAGCCCACCAGCAUAAUAUCGUAUGCUAUGGCUUCCCAAGAGUAUAGUGACUGCAUAACAUCUAGUUUGGAUGAAAUUGAGGACUUCAGUAUGGUGGGAAAAAAAAGUGUUGGAAAUUAUGGUAGCAACAACAAUGUUGGUACAAGAUUAGCAGCUCAACAACCAAAAUUUCAGUCUCAUUCUCAUGUUGGACAUGAUGAACCUCAACUAUCUCAGAUGAACCUAUUAGAUACGAAAGAAACACAUUUCAAAAUUUCUUUUGAGGAUGAGUAUUCAAUUCCUUCAGACAAGGCAAAGUUUUCUGUUAUAUGCUACUUUGCAAAGCAGUUUCAUGCAUUUCGGAAGAUAUGCUGCCCAAGUGAAUUUGAUUAUAUACGUUCCUUAAGCCGCUGCAAGAGAUGGAGUGCACAAGGUGGUAAAAGCAAUGUUUACUUUGCCAAGUCAUUGGAUGAAAGAUUCAUAAUUAAGCAGGUCACCAAAACAGAGUUAGAUUCAUUUGAGGAGUUUGCUCCACAAUACUUCAAGUAUUUGACGCAAUCCAUAACUUCUGGUUGUCCCACCUGCCUUGCUAAAGUCCUUGGUAUUUAUCAGGUGACUGUCAAACACACAAAAGGCGGGAGGGAAAUGAAAAUGGAUGUUAUGGUAAUGGAGAACCUCUUUUUUAAGAGGAAUAUUUCAAGAGUUUAUGAUCUCAAAGGUUCUCUACGCUCCCGUUAUAACCCUGAUACUUCGGGAAACAACACAGUUCUACUAGAUUUGAAUCUGUUAGAGACAAAACCAAUAUUUCUGGGAAGCAAGGCAAAGAGAAGUUUGGAGCGGGCUGUAUGGAACGAUACUUAUUUUCUCACAUGUGUUGAUGUCAUGGACUACUCAUUGCUGGUUGGCAUUGAUGAGAUGCAAAAGGAGCUAGUUAUAGGAAUUAUAGACUUCAUGCGGCAAUAUACAUGGGACAAGCAACUUGAAACAUGGGUAAAAGCUUCCGGCAUCCUUGGUGGCCCGAAAAAUGCAACUCCAACUGUAAUUUCUCCAGAUCAGUACAAGAAAAGGUUCAGGAAAGCCAUGUCAAAUUACUUCCUCACUGUCCCUGACCAAUGGCUCUUUUGAGUCCUUUCUCCAGCUGCAAGAUACUUUUUCACGCAUUGUUUCUAUAGAAUUAGAGUUGAAGAUAUCAUCGCAAGUUAUUCUACAAAGAUGAGAGUAGUCAUCUCAUCGCACUGUAGAUCAUCAACGUAUUCAAUUGCUCUACUCGUAUCAUGCUUUUGAUUUGGAGAUGUUGGACCGAAUCGUCUGGGCCUCAAGCAUAAUCUUGGUAUGCCUAGAUGCUAACUUGGAGCUUGAUCCCUCACAUUCUUGUAGUUCAUUUUUAUACUCAAAAAGUGUAAAUUCAUUAAGUUUCUUCA